Penicillium verhagenii is the source of this 1386-nucleotide messenger RNA. RefSeq lists its product as uncharacterized. The record is from RefSeq and is a predicted model, not a curated record. NCBI's taxonomy places the organism in Eukaryota, Fungi, Ascomycota, Eurotiomycetes, Eurotiales, Aspergillaceae. The transcript has a single exon. Bases 1 to 1386 code for a protein of 461 amino acids.
AUGUUGAAAAUGCUGGAACAGGCCAACGAUGUCAGUCACAACACCCAGGAAGAAAACUGGACUUUAUUGCAGGGGCUGGCUGUCCUCUACUCAUAUCCUAGAGUUUCCGCAGUAUCAGUGCAGGGCCCGGAGAGGAAGCUAAGUCUGUGGGCCGUGAAGUCCGCAGUGGAGACAUGUGCCAUGCAGUUGUCAUUGCACCACUCCGUUGAAGAUCUUCAGGUGUAUCUACAGUCUCCCGGGCCUGAAAUAUUGGCAUCCCUUCCAUACCGCCGCUCGUUCUACUGGAUUUGGCUCUUCGUGAAAUCUCGUCACCACUCUGUCAUUACUAGAACGCCUCCGACAAUACGUAAUGACUCGACUAUCUCCGCGAUACUGGAAAUUAUGCCCCAUUUUGAUUCCCAACCAGGAGUAAGGAGGGUUCUGGCAGAGGCUGCCUUACAUCAUCAGUGGGACAAGGCCGCUCGUCCAGACACUGACUUGGCCGAGUGGUGGUGCGUACCUCGCUGCACCAAGGAUAUCGGAGCAUUGUCAGAGCUACUUGAUAAUGCGGAUAACUUAUUGCAAGAAUGGGGCGCUAUCUGGCUCCAGCCUUAUGAUUUAAGUGUGCCCAGCUCACAUGGUUCUAGUCUCGAGGACCCGUUGGUUUUCGCUAACAGCAUCACUGCAUUCAUGGGCGUUCUGACACGCUUCAGUAUUGUUUCCUUUGCCGCACCCAUUGUCUCGCAUCAGCUGAUGGCAAAGACUGGUCUUGCCACUUUCCCACCAUCGACCGCACAUUCGCCCGAGCUUUCCGCUUUUCUGAACUGUGUGUUAAAGUCCGCAGAUGCGGCUAGCAAAUGCUGUGACGCUAUUAUUGAACUCAAACCCGCAUCCAGGGAUGCCUUGCGAUAUAUGCCCGACUACGGCUUUACAAUGAUCGCUUUAUGCUGUCUCCAUCUAGUAUAUGCAUAUAACAUGUGUCCAGAUAAUUCAACCUUGAGAAGCCACCUUUCAAAGGUGGAGCAAGUAGCUGAACUCAUGAUCGACUUGAGCUUCGGAUGCAAUAUAUGUCCAAAGGUCUAUGGAGAAAACAUUCUAUCGAAACUAAGGGCCGCAACUCGGAGCUCGGUUCAAUCAACCGACAAUGUUGAUCAAUCUCAUAGCAUGGCCACCUCUCCUAUAGGCCCUACCGUGGGCCUCCCAGGCCCUCAUGCUUGGUCACAGGUGGGAUCUGUGGCUGGCUUUGAUUACCCUAUGGACUCCUUAUUCCGUGUCAGUUCAUCAAAUGCUGAUUGGCCACCAACCGAGCUCAGCUCUGACAUCUUAUUACAAUCGAACUCUGGACUCGUUGAUCUCUUCAAUACGUAUCCGGAAUCUGUACUAUAUUCAAAUACAAGCUCGCUAUGA